Papilio polytes (common Mormon) is the source of this 1485-nucleotide messenger RNA. Its product is annotated as L-allo-threonine aldolase. The transcript has 6 exons. NCBI's taxonomy places the organism in Eukaryota, Metazoa, Arthropoda, Insecta, Lepidoptera, Papilionidae. Gene Ontology annotation, biological process: glycine biosynthetic process; L-threonine catabolic process. The record is from RefSeq and is a predicted model, not a curated record. Bases 182 to 1333 code for a protein of 383 amino acids. Gene Ontology annotation, molecular function: L-allo-threonine aldolase activity. Gene Ontology annotation, cellular component: cytosol.
ACAUUGUAUUAAGUUAUGAAUGUAUUUUAAAUUUUUUCGUUUUGCUUUCUUGUGACAUAUAUUUUAUUGUUAUACAGAGAAAAAUAAAAAGAUUUCAUCGUCCAAGUUGCAAUUGCAUACCAAGAAAUAUUUAUUACAAAAUUAAAUUAGAGAAAAAGAACUUUAUAAGUACAGUUCAACAAUGUCUAACGUAAACAACACAACUUUCAUAGUUGACCUACGUUCAGAUACGGUGACGAAGCCUACAAAGGCUAUGAAACAUGCAAUGGUCAAUUCAGCUCUUGGCGACGAUGUCUACGGAGAGGAUCCGACAGUGAACGCUCUGGAGAGUAAAGUAGCGACGCUGCUUGGUAAGCAGGCAGCUCUCUUCGUCCCAUCUGGUACAAUGGCCAAUCUUAUAGCAGUAAUGGUGCAUUGCAAUAAGAGAGGAUCGGAGGCAUUUGCUGGACAUUUAUCACACAUCUACAAGUAUGAGCAAGGUGGUGCUUCUCAUCUAGGUGGGGUACUACUCAGCACACUGCGGAACAACCCGGAUGGAACUUUCGAUAUAUCGGAAUUAGAAAAUCGCUUAAGAGGCGGUGAUUUACAUGAACCUCUUAGUUCAAUGGUUGCGAUAGAAAACACACAUAAUGUGUGCGGAGGGAAAGUGUUACCGCAAGCCUGGGUUGAUGAAUUAGGAGAGUUUUGUGCAAGCAAUGGUUUAGCUCUGCAUAUGGAUGGUGCCAGAUUGUUAGAUGCGGCUGCAUACUCAGAUUGCCCCGCUGCGAAUCUGGUGCAACCUUGUCAUUCUGUCUCCAUCUGCUUCAGUAAAGGGCUUAGUGCACCUGUUGGGUCAGCACUGGCUGGCUCCUAUCAUUUUAUUGAACAGGCUCGCCGCGUGCGUAAGAUGUUGGGCGGCGGCAUGCGGCAGGCGGGCGUGCUGGCGGCGGCGGCCGUGGUGGCUCUAGACGAGGUCGCGCCCGCGCUGCGCUACUCGCACAAGCGAGCGCGCGUCCUCGCUGCCACGAUCCAGGGCCUGUUCCUGCCGACGUUCUCAGUGGAGGUGUCGGCAGUGCACACAAACAUAGUGCUGGUGCGGCUGGGGGCCGCCAGCCCGCUGCGCGCGGACUGCGUGCUGCAGCGCCUGGCGCAGGUCUGCCUCGCGGAGACACAGGGUGACUGUAAGACCUCGAACGAUGAGGGCGUGAUAGUGAAAGCGGUGUGCUUUGAUGCGAAGACGAUCAGGUUCACAUUGCACCGCGACGUCCAGGAUGAGCAGCUGCAUCUCGCCAUCAUGAAGAUUGUAUACGUAUUUAAAGAACUUGACGCCGCGAAUCCGUACGCAGACAAAUAAAUUAAAAACCACAACGCGCACUCCUAAACUAUCGCACAACUGUCAGGUCACCUGGGCUUAUAUAGAUGUUACACUGUGCAACUAAACAGUUGAUUGCGAAUAUACAUAACAGUAGUGCGAUAGUUUAGUUGAAAGUGUACGCCCGCUCUAAA